AUUCAGACGGUCUUCGCUCUGAAAAUUGUUCUCCAUUUCUUCAUCGACGAAGAACAAGACGCAUGAACUCAUGAACUUAUACAAUGUUCUUCAGUCUGCUGCUUCUGUUUGGUCUCAUCUAUCACAGUCACAGCGGUCAGUAUCUUUCUGGAAACAAAAUUAAACCAGUGACAGGAAAAAGAGAAGGCAAUCUCACUCUACUGUGUGAAUUUGAGGACAAACAGAUUUUACAUGUUGAGUUAUUUAGUGAGUCAGGAACCAUCGAUGUCUGUCAGACUGAAGGAUGUAGUGAACGAGUAUCUAAAACAGCAGCAUGUGACGUCCUCAUCAAGAAUCUGAGCUUCAGUGACGCUGGGAAACACACUUUAAGAGUCUAUUACAGUAAUGAUCAGACACACCUGGCAGAUCAGAAAAUGGAGAGGAUAUACCAAAUCCAUAUUCAUGAUGAGAUUACUGUGAAAACAGGCAAACCAAUAAAACUGCAUGUUCUGAUGUCCAACGCUCAUAAAGUGGAGAAGAACUCCAGUGAAGGCUGGAAGAAGGUCUGGGAGAGAGGUCACGGGGUCUGGAGCGAUAGAAUGAACGUCAGCGAUGGAGACCUGAUCAUUAAAGCAUUUACAGAUAAUGAUGCUGGAACAUACAGAGUUCUGGACGCUGAAGAUGAAACCUUGAUCACAGUGAACAUCACAGAAUCAGAUACAAAAUUAAAAGAGAAACUGGACAAAGAUGAAGACAAAACUAAUCACACUGAAGAACAUGCUAUAGGGAUAUGGAUAUGGCCAGUAGUGUGUGUGAUUCUGGUUCUGAUUGGGAUUGGUUUCUUAAUAUGGCGACGUUGGCACAGAAAUAGAAAUGUCUCGCAGGAUUCAGUACAGGAGCCCUCAGCGGUACUGGAGAGACUCAAUCCUAACUGAAUGUGAUUAAACUCAGGGCUCCACAUUAAACUUUAAGCCUUAAACUACUAAGAAAAUCCCUCCGGACCCCUCACAUCCAGCUCACUCCGUCUUUGAACUGUCUUUGAACUGAGCACCAGGACAGUCUUCCUCCAGGCAGUCCAUGUCAUGAACACUUGAACACCACAUUUCAUAUUUGCACAUAUAACCGUACAAACACAUCAUUCCUGCUUAUAUUUCUAUGUUUAGCAUAUUUGUAUAUUAUUCUUUUUAUUAUCUGUGUCUUGUGAUCCUGUUGCACUGUAGAGCUCCUGUCACUAAAACUUGUAUCUGUAAACAUACCUGGCAAUGAAGUUGAUUCUGAUUCCGAUUGAACACAGAGCUUAACUAAAAUCUAAUCUUGAUAAAUCCUGAAGUGUUAAACCUUUGUCCAGGACACUGGAGUCCGCCUUUGGCCCAGUGACAGGGAACCUUACAUUACAGUCUGACUUUAUUCUUGUUGUAUAUCUACAAUUAAUUAAUAUUCAUUUAUAUUAAUAUACAUCUAGAUGUUUUAUUGAACUUUUUAGUUUGACUUCACCAUUGUGGUAAUCAGUGUUUGCUCCUGACCCUUGACUUUUUAAAGUUAGGUUUUUUAUGGCUGCUGUAACUGUGUUGUGAACAUUUGUAAGUAAAUAUUUAUGGCUAAUAGUCAUCAUGAAA
This is a messenger RNA of Puntigrus tetrazona (Sumatra barb), 1595 nucleotides long. RefSeq lists its product as uncharacterized. NCBI's taxonomy places the organism in Eukaryota, Metazoa, Chordata, Actinopteri, Cypriniformes, Cyprinidae. The transcript has 6 exons. The record is from RefSeq and is a predicted model, not a curated record. The coding region runs from base 84 to 914 and encodes 276 amino acids.